AUGCCGAGCAAAGGAAUCCACGUUUUCACGUACAUCGCCGCACGUGGUUGCUCAAUUGAGCUUUCCGUGCCGGGCAAGUCGGUCUCAGUCAACGACCUGCACCGUUUCCACAACGUGGCAUUGGAAGUCGAGUCCUCUGCAAUCGAGAGCUUCUUCGACAAACGGGGCAAGUUCAACUUCAAGGUACACCAGGAUGGCCACCAGAUCACAGAGCAAUGGAUCGACAUCAACGCGCUCACGGGCAAUGCCAGCGGCGGUACGAUGGAGAACAUCGCUACCACGCCGUCCAUCUUCCAUGGCGACAACCUGAUUAUCUCAUACGGCCUGUAUGAGGCCGGCAAGGGCCACGACCUGCUGCCGAACCGGCACCAGUGUUACGUCACCGUAACACCGAGCUACGCCCAUUGGAUCAAGGACGUUGCGCCGCCCGGGUCCGAAGCCGAGAAGAAGCCGUUCUCGCGCCUUGUGCUGCCGGCCGCGCACGACGUUGGCAUGAACAGCAUGGCCAGCAGCGAAGCCGUGCUGCGCAAGGCCGGUGGUGCCGUCGUCUGCGAGCUCAUCCACGACAGCCCCGUGCUGGCCAAGCUCGCCGACACGUUGUCGCGGGAUGCCAUCGGACUGAUCGCGCCUAACAUCAUCUUCAGUCUGGCCAUUACCCAGAAGGACAGCCUCGAGGCCAUGCUCAAGAUCGGCGCGCGCUACUUUGAGUUCCGCCCGGCGCACCUGCAUAAUGCCAUCGCCAACCGUGGGGCGCUGCCGGACCGGCUGUACUUCCAGCACAGCGCCAUCCCCGGCAUGGCGUACGAUGCCUUCCUCAAAGGUGUGGUCACCUUCCUGCGGGAGCACCCGUCAGAGAUCGUGGUUGUGCAGCUGCGGUGGGACGGCGUGCCGGAAGUAUGCAAGAAGCCGUCGAAUGAAGAGAAGAAGAAGUACCUCGACGAAGCCCUGCGCGAGGCGCACGGCGAGAUCGUGCCCGGCAACUUGCACGAUAUGAAGCACCUCAGCAUCGGCCAGUUGCGCAGCGACAAGAAACGACUCAUCAUGCUCGACAGCGUCGAUUCGCUCUCGACUUACACCGACGAGGGCAACGCCACGCUCGACGGUGACAGCAUCCUGAAGGCGCUGCCCCGUGUGCUGACGCCCGACGCCCAAAAGGGGAAAGCCUUUGUCAACAUCCAGUGCCAGGCCACGGCGUCCAACAUCGUCAAGGCCGUCGUCUACUCCAUUCUCGAGGCCAGUGUGACCACCAGCUGCCUGCUGGCUACCAAGGGUCUGUGCGACUCCAAGAUCCUGCCGUGGUGCCGCGAGAAUGUGGUCAAGCAGUGCAACCUGGACCGGCUCGUCGUCAUGAUGAAUGACUUUAUCGACGGCGCUACGGCUGAUGUGGCCGUCGAUUUGAGCAGGCAACGGCUCAAAAAGUGA
Dichotomopilus funicola is the source of this 1422-nucleotide messenger RNA. RefSeq names its product PLC-like phosphodiesterase. The coding region runs from base 1 to 1422 and encodes 473 amino acids. NCBI's taxonomy places the organism in Eukaryota, Fungi, Ascomycota, Sordariomycetes, Sordariales, Chaetomiaceae. Gene Ontology annotation, molecular function: phosphoric diester hydrolase activity. The record is from RefSeq and is a predicted model, not a curated record. The transcript has a single exon. Gene Ontology annotation, biological process: lipid metabolic process.